Messenger RNA from Pistacia vera, 947 nucleotides. RefSeq lists its product as uncharacterized. The transcript is spliced from 4 exons. Bases 208 to 651 code for a protein of 147 amino acids. NCBI's taxonomy places the organism in Eukaryota, Viridiplantae, Streptophyta, Magnoliopsida, Sapindales, Anacardiaceae. The record is from RefSeq and is a predicted model, not a curated record.
UGUAAUUAUAUUACAAUCAUAUAUUUACAGUAAUUAUCAUCGUAAUUAAAAAUUAAUAAUAAUAAUAAACGCAGAAUCUAGUCACGAAGACAAAGCCCAUUACGCGAAGCAACCAAGAAGCCACAGCUACAUCUUAUUUUGCAGUUGUUAGUGAGACAAAGCCAAGAUCAGGAUACCCUUUUGUAUCAACACUUGGGAAGAUUCAUCAUGGUGGGUAUUUUCUCGAGGUUUUCCGUGGGCAGAACGGGCCAUCGACGAACUCAGAGCGCUCUUGAUGAAAGAGAAGUUUUGCCUCCAACUCCGGACGUUGCAAGUGCAGCAACUUCAACUACUACUGCUACUCAUGGGAUUGAGGUGGCAGUGGAAUUUAAGCCAGUCGAACACCCUAUCGAACCUAUGGACAAUGAUCAACCCAUUCAGUGUCCACUACCCGAACCCUCAAUUCUCAAUGACGGAAGAAUAUGGAAGGAACGAGUCUCAGCAGGCAUGAGAAGGAGAUCUGACUUGCCAGUUAUGAAGGAAGGAGGGGUCCUUGAAUCUGAAGAUGUUGAGACGAAGCCUCGUCCAAUGCAAUCAAACCGCUUGAUUCUACCAUCUCUGAGUGCUCCUGAACAUAAUUUACUACAUCUACUCGAAGAGUCUGGGAUCUAAAGCCUGGUAUUGAUCCCUGGUGGAAUACAUCUUUGCAUAAUUUCCAUAUAUAUUUCAAUUGUUUUUCUUUUUUUUCAUAUUAUAAAUUCACCCUUUGCAUAUACUCAGUUGGAUUUAUAUAUACAUCUAAAUCAGUCAUAGUAAAAGUAUGUAUAUUUAUAAAUUUAGUAUGAAAAUUUCAGUUCGUACUCGGUUUUUCAACUUUCCCAAUAAUUUUGCAAUGUACCUCUGUAACCCUGCUGUUAAUAUUCUGAGAAAAAAAAUAAUCUGAGUUAUUGUAGAUCUGGGCUGAGCCA